AUGGCCAAGAUUCGUCUCAGACUGACGCGAACAUCUGCCGCCGCAGAAAAUACGCCAAGAGUCUUUGAAGAAGUGGCCGACGAGUCCAUGCCGGAUGCCGACGCGACGCGCAACGAUGACGAUGACGACGACGAGGAUGCCAAACCGCCCAACGAUUCUGGAGACGACGACGACGACGACGACGACGACGACGGCAGCGGCGGUGCUGACGGGGCCGAGGAGGAAGAAGAGAAUGGCGGCGAUGGCGUGGCAGAGGAGGCGGAGGGGGACAAGGCGGACGAGUCGGUGACGGCCUCAUCCAGGGACGCGCAGCCGGCGCAGAACAUGGUGCGGAGGAAACGCCUGGGGCGACCUCCCAAGAACAGGCCCCCGGACUGGGACCCGAUGGUGAUGGUGCCGGCGGACGAGGUGCGCGACACGCCGCGGCGCAGGGGCCGGGGCGGGUGGAGGGGCCGGGGGGGGCGGAAGGGCGGCGCAGCGCCUCCCAAGGCGGAGCAGGUGAUUGACGGCGAGGGCACGGUGGCGGAGAUCGCCAACGACGAGUGCGUCCUCCCGACCGACGCCGAGGGCGAGGCCAAGGUGGACGCGAUGGGCAACCUCCAGGGCGGGCGAGACUACCGGUGCCGCGUCUUCACCGUGCUCGGCCGCGGCGAUCGGCUGUACAUGCUCUCGACGGAACCGGCGCGCUGCGUGGGUUUCCGCGACAGCUACCUCUUCUUCACCAAGCACCGCAAGCUACACAAGAUCAUCGUCGACGACGAGGAGAAGCGGGACAUGAUCAGCAGGGACAUCAUCCCCCACUCGUACAAGGGCCGGUCGAUAGGCAUCGUCACGGCCCGGUCCGUCUUCCGCGAGUUCGGCGCCCGCAUCGUCGUCGGGGGCAGGCGCGUCAUCGACGACUACAACGUCGCCCUGGCCAGGGCCGACCCGACGGUCGAGGAGGGCCAGCUGGCAGACCCGGACGACAAGUUCAUCCCGGGACAGCCCUACAACAAGAACCAGUACGUCGCCUGGCACGGGGCCAGCGCCGUCUACCACACCAACCAGCCCUCUGUGCCUGCGCCGGCGGGCAAGCCAGAGUACAAGAAGCGAAAGGUCAAUGUCAAUGAUACGAAUUGGAUGCUCGAGCAUGCUCGCGAAGCGAGCAUCUUCAAUAGCGGUAUCAAUGCCAUCAGGAAACUCAACAACGCGGGCGUCUACGACAUUCACACCAACGUGAUGCAGUACCCUGCCUACCUGCAGCCCACGGUAGCCCGCAUCGAGCAGGUACCACCGACCGUUGAGGGGGGGAGAGGCACGGGCAGCAGCAGCGGUACCAAGUUCCCGCCCGUCCCGGCCAAGCUGGCCAGGAACUUCUUGGUGGUGGACACGUACACCGAGACGCCACCCACGGGGAUCAGCCCGGGCGCGUACUCGCACGGCAGCGGCAGCGGCGCACCCCCGACCGCGGACUUCCUCUCGGCCUUUAGCUGCCUGGAUGCCGUGCCCGAGGACGUGAGGGACCUGCUGCCGGCCGAGUGCCGUCUCGCGUUCGACAAGGCGGUCGACAGUGAGAGGGAGUGGAAGGGGAGGUGGGGACCCGAGAGCAGGACAAUGUGCCGGCGGGAUCCGAUCAUCGACAAGGCCAUCGUUCCCUAA
Geosmithia morbida is the source of this 1638-nucleotide messenger RNA. Its product is annotated as chromatin structure-remodeling complex protein RSC7. The record is from RefSeq and is a predicted model, not a curated record. Gene Ontology annotation, cellular component: nucleus. The transcript has 2 exons. Gene Ontology annotation, molecular function: chromatin DNA binding. The coding region runs from base 1 to 1638 and encodes 545 amino acids. NCBI's taxonomy places the organism in Eukaryota, Fungi, Ascomycota, Sordariomycetes, Hypocreales, Bionectriaceae.